AUGAGAGUGUCCGCCGGAAAAAAUAGUGAGUUGAUAAGUGAAGUAAACAGCCUCAAUUCUCAGAUAAUUGUUUUGAAAAAGGCUUUGUCUUCUCAUGAAAAUUUCAAUCAGUCUCAAGUUUCUUCUCAGCCUAGUACGUUGGUAAACAAUUUUGAGGAAGUGGAGCGUAGGCGCUCAGUUGUUAUCAUAGGAGUUAAGGAAUCUUCUGCCGCACUUUCUUCUGAUCGAGUUCUGUAUGACUCCUCUUGCAUCAGGCAAAUACUUGAUUACUCAUCUGUCGAUUAUCUAUCUACCGAAUGGGACGCUUUACUCUUGAAAGUUGUUUUCCCCUCGUAUUUCUUUGCUUCGUUGUUGGUUAAACGUGCCCCUCAGCUCAAAUAUUUUCGAGAGAAGGGAAUUUUUAUUAGACCUUCUCUGUCUAAAUCAGAACGUGACCUUUUGAGAGUUCAAAGACUUACUCGUGUAGCGACUCAUGUUUCACCUUCUGUUUGUGUUAAUAACGGAGAAGCGGAGCCUUCUUCUACUGUUGGUAAUAGUACUGCCCUUAGUCAAGCCCCAGGUCCAAUUUCUGAUUCUUCCUUCAUUCAGUGUUGUGAAAAACAUGGGAAGCCCAAGGCUAAGGCCUUUAUGGAAACCGAACCAUCGAUACUUUGUGUUGUGGCCAAUAUAAGAUCUAUUAUGAGGAAUUUGGAUGCUUUGACUCUACUCAUUAAAAGUGGCAUUGACAUUAUUGCUCUAACUGAGACCUGGCUAAAUCCGGCGGCUGACUUGCCUCCACUGUUGAGCGAUGCUUGUUCCAAUUAUACAGUGAUCAGAUGCGACCGAGAUUCUGCAAGGGGAGGUGGUGUUGCUAUGUUGGUUCGCAACUCUCUCGCCCCAGUUGUUAUAUUCAGUGAGUCCGCCCCAAGGGGUUAUGAAAUUCUCUGUUGUGAUGUACGCACUGGUCUCAGCUUGACACGAUUUGUACUAGUUUAUCGAACCCCCAGUUGCACAGUUGCCUUGACUGAUCAAAUGCUCAAAGCUAUCAGUGAUGUUAUAUCUUGCAGUUGUGUUGUGACAGGAGAUUUUAAUUUCCCCGAGUUACAGUGGGAUAGUUCGCCGAAAAUAAGUGGUAGUUCCAGUGCCCUCGAUUUCAGGACAUUUUGUCAAAACUUGUGGUCUUACUCAGCUGGUUCGUGA
This is a messenger RNA of Cooperia oncophora, 1179 nucleotides long. Lineage: Eukaryota; Metazoa; Nematoda; Chromadorea; Rhabditida; Trichostrongylidae. The record is from the annotation of a GenBank genome assembly.